This is a messenger RNA of Dioscorea cayenensis subsp. rotundata (Guinea yam), 1782 nucleotides long. Its product is annotated as serine carboxypeptidase-like. Gene Ontology annotation, cellular component: vacuole. The transcript is spliced from 9 exons. NCBI's taxonomy places the organism in Eukaryota, Viridiplantae, Streptophyta, Magnoliopsida, Dioscoreales, Dioscoreaceae. The coding region runs from base 55 to 1563 and encodes 502 amino acids. Gene Ontology annotation, molecular function: serine-type carboxypeptidase activity. The record is from RefSeq and is a predicted model, not a curated record. Gene Ontology annotation, biological process: proteolysis.
GGUGAGAGAGAGAGAGAGAGAAACACUCAUCGUUGCACUUCGCGAGCUGCCGCCAUGAACGCGAGAAGCCUCACUCCAGUGCUCCUCUUCCUCUCCAUUUCUUCUCUCCUUCCCUCCUCCUCUCAAAACCCUAACCCUAAGAAUUACCCACGAAGCUCCCGCCGAUUCGCCGAAGCCCUCAUCAGGGACCUCAACUUGAUCCCAGGAAUCCAAGAAAUCGAUGGCCAAAUCCCAGAAAAUGACCAACGGAACCCUCGUCUCGUCGAGAAGAAGCUAAAUCUUGACAUAUUGGGAGACAUCGGAUCUGGGAUUUCGAUCCAGGAGCUAGGGCAUCAUGCUGGAUAUUAUAGCCUCAAUCACACCCAUGCGGCCAGGAUGUUCUACUUCUUUUUUGAAUCACGGGGAAGUAGUAGUGAUCCUCUUGUGCUUUGGUUGACUGGAGGUCCAGGAUGCAGUAGUGAAUUGGCCCUUUUCUAUGAAAAUGGCCCUUUUACUAUUGCAGAUAACUUGUCUCUUGUUUGGAAUGAUUAUGGGUGGGAUAAGGCAUCGAAUAUUAUAUAUGUGGACCAACCGACGGGAACUGGCUUUAGCUAUAGCAAGGACCUUCGUGACCUUCGUUUUAAUGAAAAAGGUGUUAGCAAUGAUCUAUAUGAUUUUUUGCAGGCCUUCUUUGAAGCCCACCCCAAGUUUUUGAAGAAUGAGUUCUAUAUCACUGGAGAAUCAUAUGCAGGACAUUAUAUUCCUGCUGUGGCUGAAAGGGUUCAUAGAGGAAACAAAGGAAAGGAAGGCCUUAAAAUAAACUUAAAGGGUUUUGCUAUUGGUAAUGGGCUCACUAAUCCAUCCAUUCAAUAUGGGGCAUAUGCUGACUUUGCAUACAGUAUGGGUCUAAUUGGAGAAGCUGCCCACGACAAGAUCUCCAAGAUAUACCCUAUUUGUGAACUUGGAAUAAAACUUUGUGGUUCUUCUGGGGUUAUAACAUGUGCCGCUUCCUAUGUUUUGUGCAACUCUAUUUUCACAUCAAUUUUGUUGCUUGCUGGAAAUAUAAAUUAUUAUGAUAUUCGAAAGAAAUGUGAAGGAGAACUUUGCUAUGAUUUUUCAAAUAUGGACAAAUUCCUUAACCAGAAGGAUGUAAGGGCUGCCCUUGGUGUUAGUGACCGGAAAUUUGUAUCCUGCAGUCCACUUGUAUAUGAGGUCAUGAUAACUGAUUGGAUGAAAAACUUGGAGGUGGGUAUCCCUGCACUUAUUGAAGAUGGGAUUAAAUUGCUCAUAUAUGCUGGUGAAUACGAUCUUAUAUGCAACUGGUUGGGAAAUUUUAGAUGGGUAGACUCCAUGGAGUGGUCAGGGCAUCAGGUGUACUCUGAAACUCCAAUGCUACCAUUUAUUGUUGAUGGUGAGGAAGCGGGCCAGUUGAAAACAUAUGGACCUCUAAGUUUUCUUAAGGUGUACAAUGCCGGUCACAUGGUUCCUAUGGACCAACCCAAGGUUGCAUUGGACAUGCUGAAGAGGUGGACGAAAGGGAGCCUCAGUGAAGAGGACAACGUCGGUCUGGUUUCAGUGAUAUAGAAGAGCAUAUAGUGCUUGUUUUUUAGUACUUGUGUAUGUCUGUGUUCUUCAUGACAUCUAGCAUCUAUACUGUGGAAAUCAGGUCUUUUUAACUCAACUGAAUUUCACAGUUUGGCUACUUGUUAUUCUUAUGAGCAUACGUGUUUCCAAGUUGAAGAAUUUUAUGGCAUUGGCUUAUCCGCCCUAAUGCAUAUAUAUAGCGCAUAUGGUACGUCUGAA